AUGACUGAAUAUUGUGAUAGGAUUUAUAUCAGAGGAUUUCCGUCCUCCUACACCUCAGACUCUCUGCGCGAGCGCUUUAGAGAGUAUGGGCCUAUCAAGUCAAUUUACAUUACCAACAAUGAAUGGUCAAGUAUUAAUGAGGUCCAAGUACCUCUCCUUCACCUCGUCAAAGAAGCAUCCUAUUCUUGAUAAUUAAAAUAUAGAGAUAUUGCAGAGUAUUCGCUGAUAAACUAUUAACGCGAUUUAUAGCAUAUUUGCUGAUAUAUUAAAUCCUUCGUUCUGUAUCUCUAGUGCAUGCAGAAUUUUUAAAUUAGCAUUUAUUAAUAGAUUUAAUCAGUUUAAAUAGCUUUUUUGCUGUGUAAACAUAAGAUAUCUCAUUCAAAUUUAAUAAAAAAUUGCAAGCCAGCUUGCUAAUCACAAAUAUUUUUUUCUAUAAAUUUAUCUUCUAGGGCUGAGAAUUAGUGUAUUUAUAUAUAAAAAAUCCAAUUAGCAUUUUUUUGAAUAUUAAGUAGAGUAAAGAGAAUUAAAAUUGCAAAAUAAUAAGGCUCAUUAUCUAUUGUCUAAUGCUAUAUAAAAUCUUAAGCAGCAAUUAAAAUCACUUGGCACCAAUUUUUUUAAUUAAAUCUAAGAGGGAUUAACAACACAGAGUAUAUUUUAUUACACCUCAUAUGUAGAUUUAUAUCAACUUUUCAUAUCAAAAGUUUCAUAUAGGGCGUACCUGAGUCUCAUUUGUGAUUGACUAAAUGAAGGCACUGCUCCUUUUGGGAUCAUCAGAUAUAAAAAUCCUAAUAAUGCCCCAAAAGCAGUCGAAGCAGCCAACGCUAAACAAGAAGGCGAUAUCACUUGGUAUGUAGCAAUAUGCGAAAAAAAGAACGAAAGAAAAGCAAAAAGGGUCAAUGCCCACAAUCAAAAUAUUGAGAUAUGGAAAAAGACCAAUUUGUUUGUCAAAGGGCUGCCUAGCGAUGUCACUAAUGAAAAGCUGCAAGCCCAUUUCGGAAUUUAUGGAGAUAUCACCUCGAUUAGCAUAAAGAAUGAUAAAGUUUUCGUAUGCUUUGAUAAAGAAGAAGACGCGAAAAAAGCAAUUGAGGAUGCAAAAACGAGGCUUUUUGAAGAAAAAAAAUUAAAUGUCACGUCUUGGAUCCCAGAGAGGGAACUAAAAUUAAAAAUGAUGAUUAAUCAAAGGAAAAGACAAAUGUAUAAAGUGAGACAGGAACGCAAAAAAAAGAAAAGUGAAGAACGAGGGCAAACGGCUACAGAGGAAGCUAAAGAAGCAGAGCCAGCAAUGGAAAAGCAAGACAUCAUAGCUAAAGAAGCAGAACUAGCAAAGGAAGAACAAGAAAAAACAGCUACAGAGGAAGCUAAAGAAGCAGGACCAGCAAAGGAAGAGCAAGAAAGCAUAGCAAAAGAAGCAGAACCAGCAAAAGAAGAAUAA
Blepharisma stoltei is the source of this 1432-nucleotide messenger RNA. NCBI's taxonomy places the organism in Eukaryota, Ciliophora, Heterotrichea, Heterotrichida, Blepharismidae. The record is from the annotation of a GenBank genome assembly.